Molecule: messenger RNA, 2702 nt
Organism: Suhomyces tanzawaensis NRRL Y-17324
Lineage: Eukaryota; Fungi; Ascomycota; Pichiomycetes; Serinales; Debaryomycetaceae
Gene: BUB1
Product: protein kinase
Exons: 1
Coding region: 6-2636 (876 amino acids)
Biological process (GO): protein phosphorylation; meiotic sister chromatid cohesion, centromeric; mitotic spindle assembly checkpoint signaling
Molecular function (GO): protein kinase activity; ATP binding
Source: RefSeq, a predicted model, not a curated record
GAACCAUGCACAAGGGUGUCUCUGACGCGUCGCUCCUCGAGAGCGCCAAGGAGAACAUCGUACCUCUUCCCGGAGGCCAUUUUGCCAGCAAACUCGCCGCCAGCGUUAAGCAGUCGUCGCGAUCUCUCCUCCAAUUCAAAGAUAACCUCCGAAAGGACAGAGAAGCCUUCGAAGAUGAGUUGCGCAACACAGACGAGUUGGACGACCCGCUCCAGGUGUAUGUGGACUAUAUCCAGUGGACGCACACCAACUAUCCCCAGGGAAACAACAGCGACAGUGGACUCUUGAACCUCCUCGAACGGUGCACCUCAUGCUUCCGUGAUGUUGCCCACUACAAGAACGACCCUCGCUACCUCAAGGUGUGGCUCGAGUACACCAACUACUCAGAUGCUCCACGAGACAUCUUCGUGUACUUGGCCCGCAAAGACAUCGGCAGCCAGCUCGCACUCUAUUACGAGGAGUUUGCCAACUACUUGGAGUUGAAUGGAAAAGAAGCAGAUGCUCGCAACAUCUACGAGUUGGGCAUCGAGAAUAAUGCUCGUCCCAUCGUCCGCUUGGAGCGCUCAUUCCACAGAUUCAAGCAGCGAGUGGAAGGUGCUCCCUCUCAUGAAGCAGUACCUGCAAUAAGAAACGCGUUGGCGUUGAAACGAGGCGAUGCCGUCGCUACCAUCGACAAAGAUGAGUCCACGCGAAAGAAACCCAAGUUGAAAGUGUUCCAAGACGAAUCUGGCCCCAAUCAAAGCAUUCUACACUCCAUAUUCAACGGGUCGUCGGACUCCAACGAACUUGGCACUAUUAAAUCCAGAAUAAAAGAAAAUUCCAUCCAACCAAAACCGUGGUCAGGCGAGAUCAUCAAGCAAAAGGUGCCUCUUGAGAGGCAAAGCUCUUCUUCCGGCUCAUCUACAAAAUUUCAUGUCUAUCGAGACCCAUCCGCAACCGCGCCCCAAGAUGAGCCCAAAGCAUGCCAAAAAACAGAAACAGCAUCAGACGGAAGUGUACACACCAUCAUUAAUGUUCCUGGAAAGCGUACUGAAAAGGUAUGGUUGAAUGUUGAUUUGUUGUACCCGAGCAUAAAUGAAGAAUUUUGCUUGGAAGAAAUUCUAGCCAUGCAAAGACGCUCAUCUAGAAAGAGAACAGUUGGUAGUGGUGCAAAUGAAUCAAACCAUACACACACAGUUGUCGUCCCAUUAAGGGACGAGGAUGACUCAACAAUAAAACAUGAUAGACCUCAGUCACCAACCAUAACCAUGUUCUCGAGAAUGGCCAAUAAUGAGGUCAUUAACAUGUUCAAUGAUGCUGCUCAGAACCUCAACUCAGAUGACGAGAGUGUCAGGGAGGAUGAAGUCACAACUACAAAUUAUGAAGGAUUCGUAACGGAAACGAUCCAUAACCAACCAAUUCCUCAAUUGGAAUCAAUUGAAACUCCUCCUACUGAUAAAGAAAGUAACCAUAGCUCUCCCUUCGUUGAGCGACCAUCAACUGAUGAAUUUCCCCAAGUAGUAAACGCUGUGGACCUUUCGUUGAGAGCACAAUUGCUAUCUGCGUUGUCAAUUCCUUUGCUCGUAUAUCCAGGCUACAAUAAUUUCAGUGAUAGAACCAUUUCUAAAAUGCAGCUUUUCAAGGAGAUCACCAACAAACAUACUAAAUCAAUUUCCAAAGGUUCUCAAAGUGCCAUGAUCGAUUUUUGUGGUGAUGAGAUUUAUUGUUUAAGGCUAGAAUUAGGGAAGGGAGGUUAUGGAUACGUAUACUUGAUUGAAAUGGGAAGAACUGGAGAAUUGAAAGCAUUAAAAGUGGAAUCGCCUGCUUCGGAAUGGGAAUUUUAUAUCCUCAACCAAGUUUAUCGCCGAUUAAUUGGACAAGACAAGACGAUCUCAUCACUUAUAGUGAAGCCCGAUUCCUUAUACCAUUUCAAAGAUGAGAGCUAUUUGAUAAUAGAUUUUCAUUCACAAGGUACAGUCUUGGACAUCAUCAAUCAUUACAAGAACAAGGGGCUGACUCUAGAAGAGGUGCUAUGUAUCCUCUUAACCAUUGAAUUGUUGAAGGCAGUUGAAACUUUACAUAAUAUUGGAAUACUCCAUGGCGAUUUGAAGGCUGACAACUGUAUGAUCAAUUUCACAGAAAGUGAUGAAUUGAGUGAAACGUAUAGUGCAGAAACUAUAAGUACGUGGUCUAAGAAAAGCAUUACUCUUAUUGAUUUCGGGAGAGCGAUAGAUCUCACAUUAUUUCCUCCUAAUACCCAUUUCGUUAGCAACUGGAAAACUGAUGAACAAGACUGCCCUCAAAUGAACGAGAACAAGUCUUGGUGCUAUGAAGCAGAUUAUUAUGGGUUGGCAAGCAUUAUACAUAGUAUGUUGUUCGGAAAUUACAUAAAGAUCAAAAAGGAGAAAGGCAGUGUCAAACUCGAGAACAAUCUUAAAAGAUACUGGCAACUCGAAUUAUGGAUACCACUCUUCGAAUUGCUUUUGAAUCCUUACAAGGACGACAGCCACAAAAAGUCGUUGCUGCUCGAAUUAAAAGCAUGCAGGGUUUCUUUCGAAGAUUGGUUGAUCCAAAACUCAAAGAGUAAGAAUUUGAGAAGCGUUGUAUUAGGAUUGGAACAUGAUCUUAAUAUGACAAACAGAACUCGUGUGGGUUGAGGAAUCUAAAAUUUACUACAUUGUAAGCUGGGCUUUACAUAAUUUCUUAUAGAUAAUACAUUUUUG